AUGCGACCUCUAAUUCUAGUUGAUGGUACAACCCUAAAAGCUAGAUAUGAAGGGAAGUUGAUUAUUGUUACAUGUCAAGAUGCCAACAUCCAAAUUUACCCUCUUGUAGUUGAUAUUGUCGAUGGAGAGACUGAUCUUGCAAUGCGUUGGUUCUUCACGAAGUUGAGAGAAGUAAUUGGGGACAUCGAGAACCUUGAAUUUGUGACUGGCCGAGGGCAGUCAAUAAUAAAUGGUAUAGCCGAAGUUUUUCCGGAAGCACGUCAUGGUUAUUGCAUGUACCACAUUCAGGGCAACCUAAAGACUAGGUACCGGGGCAGUGACAUCGUUGCAUUGUUUAGGAGAGUUGCAGAAGCUUACAGUUUUGAAGAGUUUACGAAGUUCAUGGGCGAAAUAGAACAUAAAUUAGAAAGUGCAUGGGAAUAUCUAUCAAAUAUAGGAGUCGAACAUUGGGCACGGUCACAUUUUUCAGAACGUCGAUACAACAUGAUGACGUCGAAUAAUGCGGAGUCACUCAAUGCAUUAUUCAAAAAGGAUCAAGAGUUACCAAUUCUCACAAUGAUUGAACAUAUUCAAUUGCACGAGUGUGCUAGUUCCGACACAGGAAGAUCGACUAUUCAAAACUCUGGAAGUGGCAAAAACUCUAUUUGUGGAACCACUAGAUCAAUUUCGCUUCUCCGUGAGAUGCGGGCACAAUUUCAGUUGGAGAGUUUUCCAUGUGCGCAUGCUAUCGCAGUGGCUAUGUAUAGAGAAUUUCCACCACACAGCUUAUGCAGUCAUUAUUACGUGGCUGAUUUUUGGAGAGCAGCUUAUGCCGAAACUAUAUUUCCUCUACCAAAUGAAGUCGAGUGGGAAGUUCUUGAUUAUAUUGUAAUACUUAAUAAUUUGUUGCCACUUGAAGUUCCACCGCAUACUCCUAGUCAUAGACAGAUGUCUAGAAUAUCAUCUACAAGAGAGUUUCCACAACGACUUAAAUAUUUAAUUGGUUAUGUAUAA
Olea europaea var. sylvestris is the source of this 993-nucleotide messenger RNA. RefSeq lists its product as uncharacterized. NCBI's taxonomy places the organism in Eukaryota, Viridiplantae, Streptophyta, Magnoliopsida, Lamiales, Oleaceae. The record is from RefSeq and is a predicted model, not a curated record. The transcript is spliced from 4 exons. Bases 1 to 993 code for a protein of 330 amino acids.